This is a messenger RNA of Macrosteles quadrilineatus (aster leafhopper), 2816 nucleotides long. RefSeq names its product solute carrier family 35 member B1 (gene meigo). Bases 150 to 1103 code for a protein of 317 amino acids. Gene Ontology annotation, cellular component: endoplasmic reticulum membrane; Golgi membrane. Gene Ontology annotation, biological process: UDP-galactose transmembrane transport. Gene Ontology annotation, molecular function: UDP-galactose transmembrane transporter activity; UDP-glucose transmembrane transporter activity. The transcript has a single exon. The record is from RefSeq and is a predicted model, not a curated record. Lineage: Eukaryota; Metazoa; Arthropoda; Insecta; Hemiptera; Cicadellidae.
AAAUUGUUGACAACCUGGCACGCUUGCCGUCUGUUGUUAUUGUAUUCGUGGAAUCUUGUUGUUUUUGUGUGUUAAAAAUGCUGUAGUUGCAAGUUUUGUAUUGUGUGUGUAUUGUGCUUUAGCAAACGCAACAGGACUCUUGGUAUAAAAUGGAUAAGCAUUUUAAAUUGUUCUUUUAUGCAGGAGGAAUAUUUGUGUGUUACUUUUACUAUGGCAUUAUCCAAGAACGUAUUACAAGAGGUGUUUACGGUUCGACCCCAGAAACGCAAGAAAAAUUCAAAUGUGUGUUAGCUUUGGUGUUCGUUCAAUGCAUAACCAACUGGCUAUAUGCACAUUUUCUUCUUAGAACAUUUAUGAAGCAAGGUGAGAAUCUAACCUCAAGUUUCUACCUGUGCUCUUCAGCACUAACCUAUCUUCUUGCAAUGGUCUGCAGUAAUAUGGCCUUACAAUGGGUAAGCUACCCAACUCAGGUUAUAGGGAAAUCUGGAAAACCCAUACCAGUAAUGAUAUUAGGAGUACUUCUAGGAAGAAAGUCGUAUCCUAUUCAGAAAUACUUUUUUGUACUGCUUGUUGUUAUCGGAGUUGCUCUCUUCAUGUAUAAGGAUGGACAUUCUUCUGCCAAUUCGUCUGGUUCUAUAGGAAUAGGUGAAAUGUUGCUUAUACUGUCCUUAACAAUGGACGGAAUAACCGGAGCUAUUCAAGAAAGAAUGAGAGCGGAAUAUAAAACUAAAUCUCUUCAUAUGAUGUCUAGCAUAAACAAAUGGUCAAUCCUCGGACUUGGAAUUGCUAUUGCAUAUACUGGUGAGAUUUUUGAUUUUGUUAGCUUUGUAGAGAGGCACCCGAGUAUUAUUUGGGAACUGAUUUCCUUCUCAAUUGCAAGUGCACAAGGACAGCUUUUUAUAUUUUUGAUGGUGGAACAUUUUGGACCUCUACCUUGCUCAAUUGUUACUACAACCAGGAAGUUCUUCACAGUCUUCGGUUCUAUAUUGUUCUUUGGAAACUCCAUGUCAAACAGGCAAUGGAUAGCAACUUUUAUUGUAUUUACUGGACUUUUACUUGACAGUUUAUAUGGAAAGAAAGCACCUGCAAAAGUUGAAAAGUAAUUGAGUUGAGGUAAGAUUAAAGAAACGUUCAAUAUGCUGGCACAAGAUAUAUCUAUAUAAUUUUAAUGUCUUAAUAUUUUUGUGUUUUAAGCACAAAACCUCUGUGAUAAUUGUAGGCUAUUAUUGUAAAGUUAUUCAAACUUAAUAAAGUAAGCUAUAGGCCUACGGUGAUUUCUUAUGUAUUUUUUUCUCAAUAGGCUGAUUAAAAAUCUCAAACCCAGGCUGCAUUUAUUUAUUUAUUUAUGUAAAAUAAAUAGAACCUACAAAAUAGUACAAGAAUUGCUAAGCACAAAUAAGUAAAAUAUUUAGCCUAUUUCUCAGAAGUUAGCCUUUAAUUUAUGCUUGGAUGUCUUUAUUUUUGUACCCAACUUAAGUUAUUGGUUUUUUGUUGACCCAUUAUUCUUUUAUGUUUAGUACAAAUUGUUUUGUAUUUUACAUUUUUUUGUAGGCCUAACAUCUGAGUGACAAAUUGUUGCAAUCAUUGUUUGAUAUUAGAGUGAAAAUUUAAAAACGUACGUUUUCAGGAAAAGCACUUUGCAAAAUUUUUUCCCCUGUUUUCAAAACUUUUAUUAUUAUUUUUAUUUCACUAACAUUUGAAGUUUCAUAAAAUGUCCAUGGUAACGCAAUAUCUUUGGUAUUUUUUAAAAAAAAGAGCAUCUUUAGUGGAAAAACACAAAAUCCUGUCACGACCAUAUAACAGACUUUUAAAUGAAUAUUAAAAAUAGUUAAUAUUAUUUUUAUAGCUAUGUUUUGCUAUAAACUAAUUUACUUUUAUGACCAUUAUACAAUAAAAAGGUCACUGAGCUUUUGGUAUAUUUGGUCUUUCUAGAAAAAAAUAACAAAAACUCAAAAACUUGAAAAAAGCCAAUAAAAUCUUUUUAAGUUUGUAUAACUCCGAAAAAACUUACCUGAGACCCGAAAAAUCGUUAUGUUUGUAUAGAGGUGUGCUUCUUUUGUGUAUAAAACAUUGAAAUAUGACGAUAUUUUAAUUUUUGAAAUUUUUAUGAUAGAAAUCAUAAACGUGAUGGUCAGGGACAAGCGGUACGGUCGUGAAUUUUCUGAAAUAAUCUAAAUCUUUCCUAGCAAUACUUCAAUUAUACUGUUAGUUAUAAUAAAAAUAAGUGUUUCAAUUGACCAAAAUUGUUCAAAUUACAAUUAUAUUAAAGUUAUUGUCACGACCAAACACACUAUAAUCCAUAAGGCUGGAUUGGUCGUGAAAAAAACCGCGAUGGUCGUGAAACUUUGGUCGUGAAAUUACGUGUUAUUUGGCUCUGUUCUGGCGGUAGCCCUGCACCUCAUGUUCGAGGAUACAAAGUGGACUUCUAGGUUAAUCUAGCAAUUGAAAUAUCUUAUAAACAAAAAUUAACACCAUGUCUACUUCAUCGAAUGACUACGUACGGUCAUGGACACACCAAAAUUACAAAAAACACAAUCUUUCCUUUAUUAGUCUUGUAAUUCCUCCUUUCAACUCGAAACGACCGGCACUACAAUCCUGACGUACACCCCGAACUAGUCUCUAAAACCAACUGACUCCAUCGACGCCAGGCUUGCCACUGUCGUGCUCCAAAGUUGAAAAUUUUUCCCAAAUGGUCGUGACGCCAAAUCGAGGGCAAAAAAAAACAUGAUGUGUUUUGGUCAACAACUUUGUAAUCGUUUAUUAAAACAUGCAAUUCUUCGUUUAAUUUGUGUAAAUAUAACAUUAUUAUUAUAAAA